Molecule: messenger RNA, 642 nt
Organism: Pan troglodytes (chimpanzee)
Lineage: Eukaryota; Metazoa; Chordata; Mammalia; Primates; Hominidae
Product: protein FRG1-like
Exons: 7
Coding region: 1-534 (177 amino acids)
Cellular component (GO): catalytic step 2 spliceosome; striated muscle dense body; nucleolus
Molecular function (GO): actin filament binding
Source: RefSeq, a predicted model, not a curated record
AUGUCAUCAUUGAGACAAAGAACCAUAGCCAUUGAAAUGGAUGAGGGAACCUAUAUACAUGCGCUCGACAAUGGUCUUUUUACCCUGGGAGCUCCACACAAAGAAGCAAAUGUCAAAUUUAUUUUCAAAUGUUUUUUCUCCAAUAUUGAUGAGGGCCCUAGUCCUCCAGAGCAGUUUAUGGCUGUCAAAUUAUCUGAUUCCAGAAUCGCCCUGAAAUCUGGCUAUGGAAAAUAUCUUGGUAUAAAUUCAGAUGAACUUGUUGUUGGGCAUUCAGAUGCAAUUGGACCAAGAGAACAAUGGGAACCAGCCUUUCAAAAUAUUAGAUCCUGUGCUGAAAAAGAAACCACGAAAAAAGAUGACAUUCCAGAAGAAGACAAAGGAAAUGUAAAACAAUGUGAAAUCAAUUAUGUAAAGAAAUUUCAGAGCUUCCAAGACCACAAACUUAAAAUAAGUAAAGAAGAGAGUAAAAUUCUUAAAAAGGCUCAGAAAGAUGGAUUUUUGCAUGAGAUGCUUCUGGACAGAGAACCAAAUUGAAAGCCGACAGAUACUGCAAAUGACUGGGAUUUUUGUUUCUGCCUUAUCUUUUUGUGUUUUUUUUUUUUUUUUCUGAAUAAAAUAUUCAGAGGAAAUGCUUUUACAGAG